UCAAACUCGUCCACACAUUUUAACGAAGCCUUUAGACAAAAUAAGCAUUUUUGGACGAAAGCAAGUUCGUUUGCCGAUUUGCUGCUAGUUUACGCGCUUUAAAUCCCGUAAAUGGUGUAGUAAAUAAAACCAAUCCGAAACCGGUUCCGACAAUCUGGCUUGUAACAUAGUUUCAAUAGCGAGAUUCAUUCAAAACCGGCACUGUAAGUGAAAAUUACCGGUAACGCAAGAGAAAAUACACAUCAAUGGAAACAACGAUGGAUGGUGAGGGAUGUGAUGAGACGCUCACAAAGUGCGAGAUGAAUUCGUCUACCACGAUGGGUUCUAGCCGCCUUAGCUUCGAAAACAAUAUUUCUUUCGAAUUGAAUCGCAAGAAACGUCGCAUUUCCGGAUGCGAGGGAACCAACGAUAUGAUGCACGAAGGUAAUGUCAGCGGUGAUUCCUUCUCGUCUGCUGCGACCGGGUACGCGUCUACUCUGGUCGCACAGAGCCCAUGGGAAACUCGCCGUAUGAAGGCGGAUUUGCUGGAGGCACGAUCAAGGGUAACGUUUCUGAAGAAAGAAAUUGAACAUCUCAACACGGAGAUGGCAACGACGCAGCUCCGUAACCAGCACAAAAUAUCUUCGCUGGAAGAAGAACUAGCAUUUAACGCGCAGAAGGUUACCGAUCUCGAGAAACAUUUGCAGAUUUUACGCAAACGGGAGCACGUCGCAAAGCAGGAUCUGACCAAAACGCGCAACCAGUACCAGCAGCUAAAGCAAACUGCGGACAGUCGGCAGUUUGAGCUGCGUCAGACGUUGCAGAAGAUGGAGGAAAAGUAUCAUUCCGACACGCGAGAGCUUAAUAUGGAAGUUCGCGACCUUUCCACCCAGGUAACCGAUCUCGAACAACAGCUGUCGUUAGUGCAGGUAGAGCUCGACACGACGCGAGAACUAUGCGACACGCUGCAAGGCAAAGCGGACGCUUACGAUCAAACGAAACGCGAAUUGGAAGAUACACAGCUCCGUCUGGCAGAGUCGGAAUCGCGCGUAAAAACGCUCGAGUACGAGGUCGGCAGCUACGAGGACUGGAGAAGCCUGAAGAAGGUGUCCUCCGAACGGUUAGCGAACGUGAACGAGCUGCAGAAGGAAAACAUUCGGCUGACGGAGCAGUUGAAAAAUUUGCAAGAUUUGAUUAAAAAUAAGCUGCUGCUUGAGGAGCAGGUGAGCAGCUUGCAGACCCGCCUGGAACAGUUCGAACGGAAAGAGGCCGAAACUGCUUCGCUGGAGGUGCGUGUGAAUGAGAUCGAACGGGAGCUUGCCGAGUGGCGCCAGCUUGGGAACGAUUACUCACCCAAAGAGGGACUAAUCAGCCCGAUGUCGAUGCGUAGCCACAUCGAGCAGAUACUCCAGAAGGAUCUGGUGCUGACGAACGAACAAUCAUCGGCUGAGACGGAGAAGAACCACAUUCAGGUGCGCAUCGAUGAGCUGCAGUCGGAGAACGCGAAGCUGAACAGUCGCUUGGCGGAUUACAAACGAGCCCAGGAAGGUUUGCAAAGCAUCGUACAUCGGGCACAGAAGAAGCUAAAUUUGGUUACCGGGGAACGGGACUAUCUGAAGCAGUUGCUCGAAACCUACGAGAAUGAUUUAACCAUUAACCACUCCGUCGUAGUCAGUGAGGGUGACAAGAAACAACUAAGGGCACGUAUCGAUAUGCUGGAAAAGACGUUGACCGGGUAUAAGGACCUUUGUCACAAGCAAGAAGCGGAACUUCAAGCUAAUAAAGUGAUGCCCGAUAUCAGUUUCGUGCUGACAUCGGAACAGUACGAGAAACUGCGCAAAGAAAUUGACGAACUUCGGACGGAAAAUGAACGAUUGAACCGCCGCAAGGAAGAGCUCGAGGUGGAGGUCCACAACAUGACGCUCCGGGCGGAGAUUAAGCGUACGAGCACAAUCCAAUCAAAAGUACUCCGGUACGUCGAUAGUCCGGCGGGGCAAGAUAUACGUGCCGAGCAUGCCUGCAAGCUGAAGCUGAUGGCCGAGGUCGAGCGACUGAAGCUCCACAUACAGCGGCUCCAGGAGGCGAACCAAGACUUGACCGAGUGUCUGCACAUCACGGACGAAGCGGGCAACAUUACGGCGCGGAUAAAGGAAUCGGUCGAUUUGCGGAUGCAGCUGACCGAACUGCAGUCCAAGUACGACCAGCGGAAGGAGCUGUAUCAGCAAUCGUCGGAAGAUUUUCGUACGGUGGUAAACCUGCUGUUUGGUUUCAAGAUUGAUCGGAUUAGCGGUAGCUACUUCCAGCUGCGCAGCCAGUACGCGGAAAGUCCGGACGAGUAUCUGAACUUUGCGCUCGCCCCGGACGGUAGUGUGCUGACGCUGCUCGAAUCGGAUUAUGCAGCUUCGUUGCGCGAACUGGUCGAGACACAGUUCAAAACGCACAACUCGGUACCGGUGUUUCUGAGCUCGCUGACGCUCGAGCUGUUUAACCGAACCACCAUGAUGGUUCAAUACUGCGGAUCGGAGUAAAGCGAACGUAUCCUGCACGUGGUGCACGCUGUGUAAAUUACAAACAAAUUAAUGGUGUUUGCCUUGCGUCUAUCCGGGUGUUCCGGCAAUACCGUGGGGUUAAUGUAAAUUUUAAUUCGCAAUCGCGUACGACACCUCCUAAAUCGAAUUAAUGCAAAUAAAAGCUCGGAACUACGAUACGAGAUAUAUCGCGGAAGCUUA
Messenger RNA from Anopheles funestus (African malaria mosquito), 2708 nucleotides. RefSeq names its product mitotic spindle assembly checkpoint protein MAD1 (gene Mad1). The record is from RefSeq and is a predicted model, not a curated record. Gene Ontology annotation, biological process: attachment of mitotic spindle microtubules to kinetochore; mitotic spindle assembly checkpoint signaling. Gene Ontology annotation, cellular component: kinetochore; nuclear envelope; mitotic spindle. The transcript is spliced from 5 exons. Bases 246 to 2507 code for a protein of 753 amino acids. Lineage: Eukaryota; Metazoa; Arthropoda; Insecta; Diptera; Culicidae.